Messenger RNA from Xiphophorus couchianus (Monterrey platyfish), 3514 nucleotides. RefSeq names its product filamin binding LIM protein 1 (gene fblim1). The record is from RefSeq and is a predicted model, not a curated record. The transcript is spliced from 9 exons. Gene Ontology annotation, cellular component: stress fiber; focal adhesion. Gene Ontology annotation, biological process: cell-cell adhesion. Lineage: Eukaryota; Metazoa; Chordata; Actinopteri; Cyprinodontiformes; Poeciliidae. The coding region runs from base 390 to 1544 and encodes 384 amino acids. Gene Ontology annotation, molecular function: filamin binding.
UGAAAAUAAGGUUAAGAGGACAAUAAGGCAGAGCUGUACAGGAGAGACGAAACAGAGGACAGUCAGAGGUGCAAAGCUGCUCUGAACACCAGAGAUUAGCUGUUCACUUUUUAUGGUCAGAAGGGAGGCUGGAUUGUCAUUCAGCCAGAGAAAGGAGGAGGGGUCGGCAGACGGCAGAGCUGGGGAGGGGAGGGAGAUAGAGGAGGAAAAAGGAGUGGCUUUCUACAGAUAGGCGCCCCUCUCCACCGGAGUAAAGUCUUCUCUCACAGGCAGCUCAUGGGAGUGGAAAUAAAACAGAAACUCUGAUAUCCAAACCAAAGAAGAAGAUAAAGACUUGACUUCACGCCUCCUUUUGUACCAGUCAGGCUGUAUGAGGGUUUCACUCAACCAUGGCAUCAGCAGCUCCCCAGAAAAGGAUGGUCUCGUCUGUCUUCAUCACGCUGUCGUCCCCUCACCGAGCCACCGUGACACAGCAGCAGCAGCAGCAGCAGCAGCAGCAGCAGCCGGCCCUCCACAGCCACAGCGGCCCAGACAGGCAGCACAGCGCUGCAGGUGAUGACCUCUCCUCCCUCAGGCAGAGAGCAGCGGAGACGUCACCCACUAGCACUGACAGAAACUGGACCGGUGUGGGGCCCCGGGCCAAAGCGUCCGGCCCUCACAGUCAACCCCAGCCUGCCUCAACAGGACCCACCAAAGCCGAGGUGCAGGAGAAAAACAGGAACUCUUCAGAGCUUUUCCCUCCUCCUCCUCCUGACGUUCUACCUUCAUCGUUCUCUAAAGAUGCAGCUCCUCCUCCUCCUCCUCCUCCGUCCCUGAUCUCUCCCCUCCGUCCACAGAGUCCCGACCAGCUCCCAGUUUCCAACAAAGAGGUGAAAGCAUUUUCACCAACCAGAGGCUCAAAACAUAAUGAAGAAACUAACGGGAUUCACAGAAACAGCCACGACGCGACCACAGAGAGCAAAGAUUUGUGUGGCUUCUGUCGGAAACCCAUGACCCUCUCUGAACCUGCGAUAGAAGCCCUGAACAGGAUUUACCACGAGGGCUGCUUCCAGUGCAGAUCCUGCCACGUUCCCCUGGCUGGGAAGCAGUACUACAACAAGGCAGGAAUCCCUCUGUGUGAAGGCUGCUAUCAGGCCAGUUUGGAGCUGUGCUGGACGUGCGGGGAGAUUAUCACCGACCAGAUAAUCCGUGCAAUAGAGCGAACGUACCAUCCCUCCUGUUUCACCUGCACAACAUGCAACCAGCAAAUUGGAGCGCAAGCUUUUGCUCAGGGGGACGUUGGUGAAGUUUACUGCCUGCAGGACUACUACAGGAAAUAUGCUCCGAUGUGUAGUGCCUGUGACCAGCUCAUCAUUCCUAAAGAAGAUGGUACUGAUAGCUACACUGUUGAGUGUCUGGGGCGCUCCUACCAUGAGAACUGCUACAGAUGUGAGGACUGUGGCAUCCAGCUCUCCCCUGAACCAAACGAGCGCGGCUGCUAUCCUUUGGAAGGGAAAAUGUUGUGCAAAGCCUGCCAUGUCAGCCUGGUUUCUGGGCAACAGUAACAUCACCUGUGCUCGCUGCAAGCAAGAGAAGACUGAGUGUUCAGCCCAACGAUUCACAUGUGCCUUCACAGGAAAGCAUGCGUCACAAUGCUUUCUUUGAUAUCGCAUUUAAUUACUUUCCAAUAUGUCAGGCUUUCAGAGAAAUACGAAUCAACUUUUCUUUAAUACUUGAUCAUUUUGCACUCGAGAUAAAAAUGCGUUGAACAUAUUUAUGCAACUGGCUUUGCAAAAACUAUUUGUAACAAACUAGUAGAAUCUGGAUUUUUUAGCUUCGUACAACAAAAAAAUAUAUAUUUUAAGCAUUUAUAGAAAAUCUAAAGUAACAUAAUAUAUAGCCUGUUAAAUUAGGUUCUAAGAUACAUGCAUGAAUUGGAAAUGUUGCACACUCAGUAUAUAAAUGUAUUUAGUUCAUAAUCAUAUAACAGGUUAAGACAAAUCACAGAUCAAAACAGCAGAUAAAGAGAAAGAAAGAUUCCUAAGUAAACAAGUCAGAGCCUGCAUUAUUCAUCCUGGUUUGUCAAAUCUAUUUCAGCUUUUUCAAUAAAUGGAUUUUAUUUUUACAGUCUAUAUCUCAAAAUGGCUUCUGGAAUUACAGAUCUUUUGAAAUAUGUCACAAAAAAAAUUAAAAAAAAUCUUUUUCUAAGAAAAACGGUUUUGCUGUUUUGAUUUAAAAAAAAACAACAAACUAUGACCAGUUGUAGACAAAACCUUUCCAUUAUGGUAUUUUCAUAAAUGCAUGAUUUUUGUUAGGUUUUAUUUAAGCUUUCAAAUAUGGAUAGACUGGCCAGCUUCAAUAGCUGAUAUUUAUAUUGCUGUUCUGGCCGAUAAUCAGUUUUUAAAGAUGUUACAUGUAUAUUUUCUUCAUCUUUAGAGUAUUUAUUGAGAAAGACAGACUUACAGGCACUGAAGGAGACAGGAAAGGGAAGUGGAGAAUACUGGCAAUGAACACAGGAGGAAGCAACGAGGGAUGGGCAGAGAACAGAAAGGCUCUGACAAGGAAUGACGGAAAACAUGAGGAUUAAUUGUUAGGAAGUGAUUAGUGGCAUGGAAAUAAGGUGAGUCCAAAAUCUGAAUGUACAGCUGUGUUGGUAAUGUGACAAUGAAUACUUAAAAUUAUAGAAAAACUAACAAAGCAAAGCAAACAAACCCAAAACGGAGCACAACCCAGCAUGAGAAUCACUCAAAGUACCAAGCCAAAAUUUGACAAGAAAGAGUGUUAACAGGAAAACAGGAAGUAAAGGGAACACAGCCUACCAAAAUAAAACAGGAACUGAGAUUCACAAAGACAGGCAGGGGAAGCCAGAUUAGCUAAGAUUAUAAGAGUAAACAAUAACUAAGAUUUAUAAAUAGAAACCAGGAUCUUACUGAGAUUUUAAUACGACUUAAAGCAAUUACAAAAACACUCCAGGACGCAAGAGGAACAUUUUUUGGGGGAAAAGUGGUUCUUCUGCUUCAAAUUUUAUAAUUAUGUUUUUUUUAUUAUUAUUAUUUUAAUCUUUAAUAUACCAUAAUUUGCACAUAGCUUUAUAGUUGUUGUUUGUCUAAUUAUAUUGUUAAAUAUUUAAUUAGAUGUUAUGAUAAGUGUCUUUAAAAGCCUUUACAGAACAUGUUGUACUUUUACUUGGGUAAAAAUAUUUGAGGACAAUUUUUGGGGAACUCUGGCCACUUCUGAUUAAUAAUAAUCAAAACUGGGUAGUAACUAGUUGCAUUUACUCAGUUACAUUAACUUGAGUAACUUACUGGAAAAAUUUAGAAGUAUAUUUACAAUACUGUACUUUUGACUUUUACUUGAGUAAUUUUAUUAUAUUGAAUAAAAUUUCUGGAUACUCUAGUCACUUCACUGAAUGAAGAAUAAGCUUGCUUUAACCAAAAAUUGGUAAUGUCUAUUCACCAGACAUAGACACACACCUACAGUUUUAGUUAAGGUACCACAAGAUUUUAAUCUUUGAAUAAAUUUAUUUGGAAUUUUU